Epinephelus moara (kelp grouper) is the source of this 2897-nucleotide messenger RNA. RefSeq names its product enoyl-CoA, hydratase/3-hydroxyacyl CoA dehydrogenase (gene ehhadh). Lineage: Eukaryota; Metazoa; Chordata; Actinopteri; Perciformes; Serranidae. The transcript has 7 exons. Gene Ontology annotation, biological process: fatty acid beta-oxidation. The record is from RefSeq and is a predicted model, not a curated record. The coding region runs from base 177 to 2336 and encodes 719 amino acids. Gene Ontology annotation, molecular function: (3S)-3-hydroxyacyl-CoA dehydrogenase (NAD+) activity; NAD+ binding. Gene Ontology annotation, cellular component: peroxisome.
CGUUUGUAAACAUGCCUGUAUGGAGUAAAGUGUGACAAAGGUAAUGCAGUCCGGUCAGUUGAAGUAUUGCCAGGUGAGGUGUGUUGACUGAACUUUGUCACUUUAUUAAGUUACAAAGUUCAGGCAGCACAGUUAAAAGAAGUGCGAUAACUUGCACUGUGUGGUCGGCAGCUUCCAUGGCUCAACUAACGUAUGUUUCGAGGUCGGUCGGCUUGAUUACUCUCCAAAAUCCGCCUGUCAACGCACUCAGUGCAGCGGUGAGGCAGGGCAUUGUCGACACGGUAGAGAGAGCACUCAAUGAUCCGAAGGUGAAGUCUGUGGUCAUCUGUGGCCAGAAUGGAAUCUUCUGCGGGGGGGCGGACAUCACCGAGUUCAACAAAAACAUGACCGGGCCUCCACUGGUACCGAUGAUCCACGCCAUUGAGGCUAUGAACAAGCCGGUUGUGGCAGCCAUAGAAGGAAGUGCUUUCGGCGGAGGCCUCGAGGUGGCGCUGGGCUGUCAUUAUCGAAUCGCACACUCUAAAGCCAGACUGGGGCUUCCAGAGGUGACUCUGGGUCUGCUGCCAGGUGCAGGGGGAACCCAGCGUCUGCCAAGGCUCAUUGGGAUCCCAGCUGCCUUGAGCCUCAUCACCACAGGCCGCCAUGUGACUGCCACCGAGGCACUUCAACUUGGCAUCGUGGAUCAGGUUACUGAUCACAACGCUGUGGACGUAGCUGUGAAGUUCGCCCAGAGUAUUGCAGGUCAGCCACUGGAUUACCGUCGUAUAAGUAACUAUCCAUGUCCACGCCCGUCUGAUUUGGAUGCUCUGUUUGAGGACAUGAUGCAGAAGGUGCGUCAGAGUGCGCGUGGAGCCAUAGCACCAGUUGCAUGUGUCCAGGCGGUGCGGGCGGCUGCCACCCUGCCAUACGCUCAGGGUAUGGAGCGGGAGAAAGAGCUGAUGGCCACUCUCUUCACCUCAGGCCAGGCCCGCGCCCUGCAGUACUUCUUCUUUGCUCAGAGAGCUGCUGGCAAGUGGAUGAUGCCCAGUGGAGCCCGAUGGGACACAAGCAAGCCCAGGCCCGUACAUAAAGCAGCUGUCAUUGGUCUCGGCACCAUGGGGAGAGGCAUAACAGUGGCCCUGGCCCAGACAGGGUUGUCUGUGGUUGCUGUGGAGACCCAGGAGAAGCAGUUAAUGGAGGCAAAGCAGGAAGUAUCUGGCAUGUUGCAGCGAGGAGCUAAGAGACGUGGGGUGGCUCCUGCACUUGAUAGGAUCAGCUACAGCCAGAACAUCCAGGCUGUAGCAGAUGUCGACCUGGUCAUCGAGGCUGUGUUUGAGAACAUGGCCCUAAAGAAGAAAGUCUUCCAGCAGCUGUCUGCUGUUUGUAAACCAGGCACUUUCCUGUUCACCAACACCUCUACACUAGACGUGGAUCAGCUGGCCUCUGAAACCCCCAACCCAGAACUGGUGGUUGGGAUGCAUUUCUUUGCCCCAGCCCAUGUCAUGAAGCUGCUGGAGGUGGUGUAUGGGCCACGGUCCUCUCCUCAAGCUGUGGCCACUGCCAUACAACUGGGAAAGAAAAUGGGCAAAGCCAGUGUGGCAGUCGGCAACUGCCAUGGCUUUGUGGGGAACCGCAUGCUGAAACCUUACAUCAACCAAGCUUCCUUCCUGUUGGAGGAGGGAGCCACACCUGAGUUGGUAGAUCGAGCGCUGGUGGAGUUUGGCUUUUCAAUGGGUGCGUUCAGAAUGUCUGACCUUUCUGGACUCGACAUAGCCUGGAAAAUCAGGAAGGAAGAGGGGAUGGUGCAGCUUGGCAUGGCAUCGGGGCCGUCUGCUAGAAUCCGACAUGGCUGCAGGUACAGCCCCCUGGGAGACCUGCUCUGUGAGCAGGGACGGUUUGGCCAAAAAUCAGGCCAAGGAUGGUACCAGUAUGACAAACCAGGAGGUCGUAUUGCCAGAUCUGAUCCCUGGCUGCAUAGGUUUCUGGAGGAGUACCGAGCCCGGCACGGCCUAGUGGCGCGCAACAUAGACCAGCAGGAGGUGCUGGAGCGCUGCCUCUAUUCUCUAAUCAAUGAGGGCUUCCGCAUCCUGGAGGAUGGAAUAGCUGCAGGACCUGAAGACAUCGAUGUCAUCUAUGUCUUUGGCUACGGCUGGCCCAGGCACCGUGGAGGUCCCAUGUUCUACGCCGGCAUGGUGGGGCUUGCUAAGGUCCUGGAGAGGCUGGAGCACUACCACCAGGCUCACCCUGAUGUACCCAGCCUGCAGCCCUGCGGCCUCCUCAGGAGGCUGGUGGCCAGUGGCAGCCCACCUGUCAACAAGUGGAGGGAAGUCAUCAAGAAACUCCACAGCCAGCUUUAAAUCUGGAGAUCAUCAGCUUUAAUCUCUUCAUUCACUUUGAUAAUGGAGGUCUUACACUGUGAUUAACUUUUAAUGAACUGCACUUACACAGGCUGAUCUUUUUUCUUUUUCUAUACUGUGAUUAUGGAUGAUAUUCAAGGAGGCUGUUGUGCUUUCAGGGAUUAAUAAUCAUAUCUCUGACUGUGGGCCAACACCAAGUUACCAGUUUAUUCGUCAGGAAUAUACGGUGUAAUAAACUUCAUCACAUCAACUAUAAACCAACACUUAUAGAGUUUCUGAUGUUGACACUAUCAGAGAUGUUGAUUCAGCUUACAAAACACUGAUUGUACUGUAUCAUUUCUAAUAUUUCUAAUAUAUUUUAUUUUCUAAUAUUUACCUGUGUAUGUAAAUGGGUGUGGUCAAACUGCUAGAAACACUUGAAAUAGGUGAUUUCAUUUAAUGUCCUAUAUUAGGCUUGAAUCAUGUUUAAUAAAUGUUGGUACAUUUAACUGUAUGUACAAUUUGUAAUAAUAAAAAUAUCUAUCAUCUGAUGCCUUAAUAAAGAUCUGUUAUAUACUCGUG